UGUGUCACGUGAGGCCCAGGUGGCGGCGCAGCUACGGCGAGAGCGUGAGAGGAAGAAGGGGAAGCCGGAAGGGGCGCGAGGGAAGCCGCGCGGAGGAGACAGCUCCCGAGAGGGCGAGGGGUGCGCGUGCGCCCGCUUCUCCCCCCAGCUCGGCUCCACCGCCCUCGCUCGCGGCCAGGUGACAGCUGGGCCCGGCCCGCCGCGCGCUGCCUGGGACGCGAGGAGCGCGCGCCCUGCCCUCGCGCACCGCGCCGGGCGCCCCUCCCCCUCGUCCCGUCCGUCCCGUCGCGUCCCGUCCCCUCGGGUGCCGCCGGCCGGGUGCCGAGGCGAGGCGGCGGCGUGGACGUCUUCUGACUCCCGAUCCUUGUCCCGACUGCCCUUUCCACUCCGUCGCGGGGCCGGCCGCUCCUCCGGCCCCAGGAUGCAGAAUGUGAUUAACACGGUGAAGGGAAAGGCGCUGGAAGUGGCUGAGUACCUGACCCCGGUCCUCAAGGAAUCAAAGUUUAAGGAAACAGGUGUUAUCACCCCAGAAGAGUUUGUGGCAGCUGGAGAUCACUUAGUCCACCACUGUCCAACAUGGCAAUGGGCUACAGGAGAAGAAUUGAAAGUGAAAGCUUACCUGCCAUCAGGCAAACAAUUUUUGGUCACCAAAAAUGUACCAUGCUACAAGCGGUGCAAACAGAUGGAAUAUUCAGAUGAAUUGGAAGCUAUCAUCGAAGAAGAUGAUGGUGAUGGGGGUUGGGUAGAUACUUAUCAUAAUACAGGUAUUGCAGGAAUAACCGAAGCAGUUAAGGAGAUUACACUGGAAAACAAGGACAGUAUAAAACUCCAAGAUUGCUCAGCAUUAUGUGAGGAAGAGGAAGAGGAAGAUGAAGGAGAAGCUGCAGAUAUGGAAGAAUAUGAAGAGAGUGGAUUGCUGGAAACAGAUGAGGCUACUCUAGAUACAAGGAAAAUAGUAGAAGCUUGUAAAGCUAAAACUGAUGCUGGAGGUGAAGAUGCUAUUUUGCAAACCAGAACUUAUGACCUUUACAUCACUUAUGAUAAAUAUUACCAGACACCACGACUAUGGUUGUUUGGAUAUGAUGAGCAACGGCAGCCUUUAACGGUUGAGCACAUGUAUGAAGACAUCAGUCAAGAUCAUGUGAAGAAAACAGUGACCAUUGAAAAUCACCCUCAUCUUCCACCACCUCCUAUGUGUUCAGUUCACCCAUGCAGGCAUGCUGAGGUGAUGAAGAAAAUCAUCGAGACUGUUGCGGAAGGAGGGGGAGAGCUCGGUGUUCACAUGUAUCUUCUAAUUUUCUUGAAAUUUGUACAAGCUGUCAUUCCAACAAUAGAAUAUGACUACACAAGACACUUCACAAUGUAACAGAGAGAGCAUAGAAACUGUCCUAAUUAUUGGUUCUGAUUUUUAAAGAAUUAACCCAUAGAUGUGACUGUUGACCCUAUCUACCAGUAUGUACAAUUUCUCUAAUAAAGAGACAUGUUUAUGCAUUAAAUAAAAAAGUUCCACUACCAGCCUUAUUUGUUUAAUAAAAA
Messenger RNA from Hippopotamus amphibius kiboko, 1536 nucleotides. It is a transcript of the gene ATG3, whose product is annotated as autophagy related 3. Gene Ontology annotation, molecular function: Atg8-family ligase activity. Gene Ontology annotation, cellular component: cytoplasmic ubiquitin ligase complex; cytosol. The coding region runs from base 422 to 1366 and encodes 314 amino acids. Lineage: Eukaryota; Metazoa; Chordata; Mammalia; Artiodactyla; Hippopotamidae. The transcript has 12 exons. The record is from RefSeq and is a predicted model, not a curated record. Gene Ontology annotation, biological process: autophagosome assembly; autophagy of mitochondrion; nucleophagy.